AUGUCCCUGCAAGUUCGGAAACAGAAGUCAUCCGACGUUGAGUCUUGGAGAUCGCAGCUUCGGAAGACCCAAGCGUUGGAUGAUGAUUCCCCCGGAGAACAGCACGGCGGGGACGAAAACUACGGCGACCGCAAGCGAGCUGAUACCUGCCUGACUUGUCGUCAUGAGACGCCUUCGCCAUUACCAUCCCUUGCUAAUGCUGUUGAACCCACUCCGGAUGUUUCCACGGAGGCGUCAGAUGCGGCAGGCGACACUGGACAACAGGAUCACAAUGAACAGUCGUACAGGUUGAAGCCGAAGCGUCUAGAGGAGAUACGAAUUUCGAACUCCUCGAAAUCGACGUCGGAAACCUUGCAAAUGACGAAGGCGGAAUCGGGUACUGUCACCCACGUUUCCCAGACUAGCGAGGCUGUCCCUUCCGAUUUGGAAUCGGUUCCAGCCGAAGAGGCACUUGUCGACAGCGUUGAGCAAUCCAGUGUUGAGCCACCCCGGAGCUGCACUGACGAUGUCGAGGUCUUUAGCCCAAUGCCCAUCAUGCCGCCCAACCACACGUGCUCCUGGAAGGAACGGUACUUGAACUUGACGGCCGAAGUGCGGCAGCUGAAGGCGGAGAUUGUGUCCCAGGAACAACAUAAAUCGCCCGGGCGCGUUGAUGUUGAGACUAACGCCAGCCAGAGCGACAAUGACCUAGGUGUCGAGGGGCUUACCAUAGUCAUGCACCUGAAGGGCAAAGACGACCUCAUCAUCAAAACUGACUUGACUCAGGCGUCUUCCGAUGUAUAA
Colletotrichum navitas is the source of this 783-nucleotide messenger RNA. RefSeq lists its product as uncharacterized. Bases 1 to 783 code for a protein of 260 amino acids. NCBI's taxonomy places the organism in Eukaryota, Fungi, Ascomycota, Sordariomycetes, Glomerellales, Glomerellaceae. The record is from RefSeq and is a predicted model, not a curated record. The transcript has a single exon.